AUGCCUUCGUUCGCUUUACGGGCUAAUCAUUUUCAGCGAGAGAGAUCGCGCUCACCGCGUCGCCGCUCCCGCAGUCCACGUCGCAGCCGCCGGUCUUAUUCGCCUCGCAGCCGCUCUCGAAGCCGCGACGACUACCGUCGAAGUGACCGUCGAUCUCGUUCUCCCAUGAAUAGUGCAACAGGUGCACCUGGAGGAUACUCAGGGUCUGGUCAUCGUGGUGGCGCGCCCCCACAGAGAAGCUUUGAAGAGCGUGCUGCCGCCAAAGAACAAAUGAUGCAGUCACUUCGAGACUCAUCUCAGCAAGAUCGCCGCGUCUACGUUGGCAACCUGGCUUACGAUGUCAAGUGGCAUCACCUUAAAGAUUUCAUGAGACAGGCUGGAGAGGUCCUCUUUGCCGAUGUCUUACUUCUUCCAAAUGGAAUGUCGAAGGUGGGCGCCAACGUGAUUGUGGAAUACGCAACAAGGGACCAAGCCCAACAAGCUGUCACGACGCUCAGCAAUCAGAAUCUCAUGGGCCGUCUAGUCUACGUCCGCGAGGAUCGCGAGGCCGAACCGCGCUUCACGGGACCAGCCUCUCGUGGCGAUUAUGGUGGUGGUGGUGGGGGUGGUGGUGGUGGUCCUCGCGGAGGUUACGGAGGUGGUUAUGGAGCAGGUGGUGCCACUACAGGUGGUGGUGGCCGUCAGAUCUACGUCUCCAACCUUCCCUACAACGUUGGCUGGCAGGACCUGAAGGACUUGUUUCGCCAAGCAGCGCAAGAAGGUGGUGUCAUUCGUGCUGACGUUCACCUCGACCCCACCGGCCGUCCGAAGGGGAUAGGCAUCGUUGCGUUCGAAACACCAAACGACGCGCGAAACGCAAUACAACAAUUCAACGGUUAUGACUGGCAGGGACGAGCUCUGGAGGUACGUGAGGAUCGCUUCGCAAACUCAAUGGGCGGUAGCUUUGGCAGCCGAGGUGGAUACGGGGGAGGCUUUAGUGGUCGCGGCGGCUUUGGUGCGCGUGGAGGCUUCGCUGGCAGGGGAGGGUAUGGCGGGGGCUUUGGCGGUCGUGGGGGGUACGGAGGAGGUGGCUAUGGGGCCGCCCCGGCAAUGGGAGCUGGAACGGGAGCUGGCUACACAGCCGAGGCGUCCAACCCUCCCAAUCCGUUUACCGACUUCGCAACCUCUGGCGGCGAACGUGGUCCAAUCAUCUAUGUCCGGAACUUGCCCUGGUCUACCAGUAACGAGGAUCUCGUCGAGCUCUUCACCACCAUUGGCAAGGUCGAGCGAGCGGAGAUCCAAUACGAGCCGAAUGGUCGAUCGCGUGGCACCGGUGUCGUCGAGUUUGACUCUGCCGACAAUGCUGAGACCGCAAUCUCCAAAUUCACUGGCUACCAAUACGGUGGUCGUCCCCUCGGCUUGACCUAUGUCAAGUAUACCAAUAUUGGUGGUGGCGACGCCAUGGAGGGCACCGAAGCGAGUGGCGGCCUCACACAGGACCAAAUCAUGUAG
Molecule: messenger RNA, 1491 nt
Organism: Endocarpon pusillum Z07020
Lineage: Eukaryota; Fungi; Ascomycota; Eurotiomycetes; Verrucariales; Verrucariaceae
Exons: 8
Coding region: 1-1491 (496 amino acids)
Cellular component (GO): cytoplasm; nucleus
Molecular function (GO): mRNA binding
Source: RefSeq, a predicted model, not a curated record